GGCUGAUCAUAAAUUCCUAAAAAUACCGUCGCCAUAUUGGUAUUGUCAAAAUCUUCGGGAUCUCUCGGUGUGUAAGAGAAAAUGGUUUUUCAAAUCAUCCAAAUCGUUAUUGAAAAGCUACUGUGAUUACGUACAACGUUCUUGAACUUUAGAUGUAUCGUUUACCGUGUAACUUAGAAAUUUUUGUUUGUAAAUGAUGUUUCCCAUGCCGAAAUGUUCGAGUGAUACGGAGGCCGGGAGACCUUCUGAUGAGCUUGAGUCUGCCGUGGCAGCAGUGUCGGAUGAAAUAGGAGAUAUCCUUAAGGAUGAGCUGGGUGAUGCUGAUCGCGCGGAUCGUAUUGGAGCCGAGUUAGCGGGUUUACGGGCGGAACUAGGCCUUCUUGCGGGCCUGGCAGACGAGCCUCAACAAGAUUUUCCGUCUCUUUUCGAAAUAGCUAUUGGUCACCGCGCAUCAGGCAGUGGCUCAUCAUCUACAUCAUCUUCAUGGUCUGGGGCUCGAGGGGCGAAAGGCCGACGGGCAACUCGACCGCAUCGUACGCAGAGGCGUCGGACUAUUGCUAAAGGAAAAGAGGUUUGCCGUCGUCGCAGUAUUGCAGCUCGUCGUGCAGCUUCGCUUCGCAUGCGUCGUAUUGAAGUCGUGUCGGACGUAUCUGACGUGGGUGCUGACUCAGAUUCUGAUGACCAAUGGACGGAGUUGGAUGACUCUUCAUCUUCAGACAAAGACGGUGGUAGAAUGGACGACAUUUGCCGUGGAUAUCAGGAAAAUGAGAAGGGAUUGGUGGAAGCUCCGGCGAUGGGUCAGUUUCUUCUCCCUUUGCUGAGUGCUGAACCCCCACCAGAGCCAGAUCACUUUCUUAUCAGACACGAGGAUAUUCUUCAGUUGUUGGCGUCAGCGGAAGAAAGCGCACGCGACGAAAUGCCUCUGGAAGACGAUGGCGCCUUGGAGACACAGCCUGACUUACUGUCAGAAGGCAUGUUUGACUCCGAGGAACCAGUGGUCACACCAGAGGAUGAAGCUGCUCUACUUCACUUUGUCUGCGAGACGGAACAAACGUCUUUAGACGAAGAGUCGCGAACUUUCAAACCAGUUGAGGAAUGGCUUCUCGGAGUCUAUCACUCCUGGUGUGAGAUCAGUGCGCUUAUGUAUACUCUGAUUGGGACCAAUAUGAGUGUAGAAAUGGUGAAGUCUCCUUGGUCGUAUCGAGCCCGUUUCGGCUGCCAUUGUCGGCUUUGUCUCAGCGCUGCUAAUAAUGUUGCUGCAUUGAGGCAUUCCCUUGUCGAUAUUGUACGGGAAUUGGCGCAUGUAAGCAGCACCAGUAGCGUGGCGGGUGCGCUCGUGAAAAUGCUGUGUCUCAACUGCGCUGAGCUCACGCCGGCACAUUGGCGCCUUCAGCGGAUCAAAGUGCCCGACGAAGGUGCGGAAAUCAUCCAUCAACACCUAACGAGACUAGCGCAGCAGAACGAGACGGCCGAACAGUUUGUGAACAGAGUCUGUCUCUGUCGCUCCUACUAUCGACCGUUUGAGAAACAGUACGCUGUGGAAAGGUUUUUCAAAAUAUUGGAAAAGUUUAAAGCUGCGUCGACAAUCACGUUUAAGGUGGAUCUUAUCCCUCCAGAAGGAUCACCUCCAGAAGAAUGGACUUGGAUGUCGACAGCGAGGCGGAGAUUGGCCAGGUGUCUCGAUGCCCACCAUCGGAAUAACACAGCGCAUCGGUUGGCGGAUAUGGCUGCUAGGACCGCGCCUACUGACUUGAGUGCGUGGUCUGACUAUAAGCAUCGCUGUGACUGUCUCACUCCAAGAACUGUCUGUGCUCAACAACGGAAACAACUUCUCAGGAUAUCAUUCUUCGGUAUGAUGCAUGCAGUCAAUAAAUACAAUGGCAAAGACGAUCCCGAUGAUAAGCAUCCAAACGAUGUGAGGCUGGAUAGCGCUGGAAGAGAAUUGCAACAGGGCGCCGGGACUGGAGCCAAACCUCCAGAUAGUAUGGAGCAGCAACUUCAGUUGGUCAAAGCUAGUAUGGAUAUGGACUUGAUGGACUCGCUUAGCAAUGACUUGGACGAUUUAUCAGAAUCGGACAACUCGCUAUCAGUUCACUCUGACGGCUCCAUGUCCAGUCAUUCCGGCUCCAGCCUCGACUCGGCUUCGGAGCUGCUAGUGCUGGCGGCAUGUGCCGUUGAGGGAGGAGGCUCUGGGGGCGAAGGCGCCGGCGAGCUUUGUAGGACGGUGAGGCACUUGAUGCGCUCCAUUGCGUCUAUCGAGCGCCUCAUGGAUAGGGUCUUGAAGCAUUGUGACGAUUGGCCGUCAAGGGAUGCGCCUGAUGCUAGAAAACGUGUCGAUAUGGGUCUGUCUGAAGUAGAUCGUAAACUAAUGGCCAUGUAUCGAAGACUGCCAGAGGUUCAUAGACGACAACUACAGGUUUAUAGGCGACAGAAAAAAUUAUCUACGGUGUGUACGGCGCUAGUGGGCACAGUGGCGCCCCCUCCGCCGGCACCUGGCUCUCCCCCCACGGCCCCGCCCACCUUGCCCCCCACUAGUCUUUGUCCCGAGUAUCACUUGCAGAGGUUCAAAGAGGUCCGUCGUAAAGUGAUGCACAUGCGCGAUCAGCAAUUGUAUUAUCAUCGACUUAGAAUGUGGCUCGAAGACCAACUGCGACAAGAAAGGGAAAGCCUUCCUGACAGCACUGUGACAUUAAUAGAUGACUUGCCGAAGCGAAAACUCCGAGCUCUCAGUUCUAAACUCCCCCGUCUCGCUGCACCAAAAAGAAAACUAAAACCCACUCAAACACUAACAAAAUCCCACAAAAUACUCCAAAUGCUCAAAAGUAAACCUAAUAUGGAUCUGAAAUCACCCUAUAAAGAAAUUGACGAUGAACCAAUCAAGUCCGAAGUAGAACCUCCCGAAGCGUUUCGAUGCGACAGCGACGCUGAGACCAUAGUGGCUGAAAAGGACGCCGAUCUUUGCGAGGAAAUGAAGGAUUGUUUAGCGAAAUUUGCCAAUUUUGCCCUUCAUACGUUAGAUAACAACUUGCAAGAAGAUUUCAAAGAGAAAUACCCAGAUUCUGUGAGUCCCCCGCUUCAGGAAAUGUCGCCAACUACUUCCGAACCGAUGCCUGUUUAUCAGAAAAAUCCAAGAAUGCUCCCGAUUAGGCAGUUUUUGAAGGACGAUAAAAAGGAAGAGCAUAAAGUCGAAGUGGUCGAGAAUAAAGAUUCCAAUGUUUUUAAAUAUGUUACCUUCGGUUUGGAAAUCAAAAAGGCCAUGGAGGAAUGCCAGUAUAUUAUUAAUACAUACAAUAGCACGGCGAAUGGUAAAGAUAAAGAAGACCCUGACGGACUGGUGUCAUUAGAGCAAAUAUUUGAAGUUAUGAUGAAUUUAGAAAAGAAUUCGCCCGAAUUUUUAGAUAAAAUCGAUUCUGACGAUCUACAUCUGUACGUGACCAAUGGCAACAAGUUAACAGAAAUAGUAGAGAAUAUGCCACAGAUAUUAGCAAAUAUGCCUGAGAUUGCGUCCAAGCUAUCCGAAUUCGCAAACGCCAGCUUUGAACUACCCGAAUUUGCGUCCAUUAUGAAUAGUCUACCGGAAGUCAACACUGAAGCUCAGUUGACCCCGGAAACUCUUAAACAAAUAAGAGAAUUGAAGUUAAGUAAGCGUGAUAGUAUUAAAGUUACUAAAAGCACUGCCAAACGUAAAAAUAAACCUAGACUUAGGAAUACUGAUAAUGAUAUAGAUAAUGAUUUAGAUAGUAAGGAUAGUGAAUCAGACAAACAGAAAAAGGAAGAUCAACCACCACCAACAUUACUUGCCAAGUGUUUAGAAGAUGAAACUAUUGUUAUACCGAAGGACGUUAAGUGUUCAGAGUCAUAUUUUAAAGCCGCAGAAUUAUUUGAAAAGGCAGUGAAGGAUGCCUUAUCUAUGGAUGAGCUAAAGGGAGUUAUGCGUCCUAAAUUUACUUUUUGGCGGGAUUUCGUAACUAGUAAAGUGAAAUCGAUCCCCCUAGAAAUUCUACGAAAUGAAGUAGAAGGAAUGCUAGAGAAAUUUUAUUUGCACAUUAAAGAUAUGGCGUGCAAACAACAGGGACCGCAAAUAGAUAGACUGAUUGAAAAAGCAGAGGAGGCCAGAGAGACCGUUGACAGAGAUUCAGACGAGGAAAGCUGUCCGCAGUCUAAAGAAUCGCUCAAACAAAUAACAAAGUUAUUAAGCACAUCUGCUGGUAACACGUUCGAUCUACUCAUUAUGAAACUAUCAAAAAUGUCGCAAGACAAUAAAUCCUCUAUCAAAAAUCUCAAAUUCAAAUACUAUGACGUAAUUAGACGGUGUCUAGACUCUCAACAGCUAUCGUCUUGGGUUCUAUUAAACCCAGAAAUAGCAACGAAUGUUAUACAAGAACUAACAGGAAUGCCAGUGACUAAAGUAGACAAUACUCCGGAUUUCACGACCAUACCGAAUGAGAUAAAAAUUGAUUAUUUUAUCAAUCGAUUGCGCGAAAUGAAUCGUAACUACAUGAGGAGCAUACCCAAAAAUUCUUUAAGUGGAGAUCAGUGGUUGAUUAUGCUAUACAAAUUGGAAGAAGUAGAGAAAUGUAUUAAAGAAACUUUUCUGAAAAUCAAACCUGAAGUGAUCAAACAAACUCCGCCGCCUAAACAAAACACGAAUCAGCCAAGCGAAGCGGAAAUUUUGGCAGCUAAAGGUCUCAGCAAAAUAAUAGGAAAAGCAAAUAUACGCCCAGUUAAGAAAACCCCAACUCCACCAGCGAAAGAAGUUAAGCCCGAGCCAAAAGUCGAGAAAGAAGAUAAGAAAUCCAAAAACGAUGCAUUACUAGCUAAGUGCGAGGCGAUACUUGUAUCGAAAGGCGAAAAGUCCUUGUUAGACAGUUUUUACGCUAUUAAAUCGUAUAUCGUACAGGGCGUACCUGUUCCCGAGACCUAUAAAAAGCACGUCAUAUCAAUCUGUUCCAGCAUAGACGCGAGACUUUUGGAUGACGACAUAGAAGAGACGUUAAAAGUGGAAGACGAUAAGAAUUUAUCAGUAAUAGGGUCACAGAAUCCGGAAUUAUUAGCGAAGUAUUCCGCUCAAGCUUUAAGAAACGCUAAGCAAACGCUGAACGCGGUUGCAUUUAGGAACAUGAAGAAUGGUGACGAAUGUGAUACUCCGAAGAAUAAUUGCAAGUACACUAACGAUUGUACGUGUGAGAGUUGCAAGGAGAGUGACAAGGAUGAGAAGGAGAAAGAGAGACGGGAAAGGAAGCCGAUGUUAAAGGCGAAGCCGGUGCAAAAGCCAUGUGAAAACGGAAUGCAUCAGCCGCACUUUUGUAAAGUAGGACACAAUACAGCACCUGCGCCGGCGCAGAGCGGGUGUUCCAGUGAGAAUCCCGACCAGCCCUGCUCUUGUUGUUAUUGUACAGUUUUUGGACACGCUCCGCCUCUCACUACGCCAGUACCGAGAAAUUUCAACGAAACGAGAGAAAGGUUAAGAUCGAUUCUCAAUAAGAAAAAACAGAAAUGCAAGUCAAAUGGUGAUUCAAAUUCGCCAACGGCUGAAACGGAACGCCCAAAAAUACAACCAGUUCAUCGACCACCCGCUCUCCCAAAAACAUUACCACCGAAUUUAACUCCACAAGCGCAACAAAAGAAGCAAAUAUUGGAUAAGCAACAAAAACAGCUCGCUGACCAAAUGGCCAAAAUGGCAGUUAGUGAAAAACCAGAGACAGAGAAGCCAGUACAAAAUUCAGCACCACCCACUCCACCAAUAAACACGGAUUGUAAGGUCAAUCCAAAUGCAAUGGAACAGAUAAAAUGGCAGGAACAACGCACUCCCCUACACCAGAGACAAGCAAUUCUUCAACAACAGGAACAAAUACACCAACGACAGCUACAACAGUUUCAACAGUUGGAGAAACAGAUACAGUUACGCAUGCAACAGCAACCGCAAAAGAAACCUGAACCGAUAUACGACUUGCCCAUACACAACAAACCAACACUGACGCCACAACAACAACAACAAAUUCGACAACAACAAUUACACCAGCAACAACAGCAAAUGCUCCGCCAACAGCAAGCACAACAAAGUCAACAGACCCAACAACAGCAAGCACAACAAACUCAACAAACCCAGCAACAGCAAGCACAACUGCAAGCUCAGCAACAACAGAUCCAACAGCAACAGUUACAGCAGCAACAGCAAAUGCAACAAGCACAUCUGUUGCAGCAACAACAUUUGCAGCAGAUGCAACAGAGACAGAGCAGGCCGCAACAACAAGGGAUGUCUAUCUACAGUAGGGAAACAAGUGUAUAUUCAUCGACAUCGCGAUGCUCUAGUGGAUCGUGCUGGCGCGGGCGUGGCUGUUCAAAUAGAGUUGAGGAUCCGCGGGAUUUAGACGCAUUGCUCCAGUAUAUUGAAGGACCGGCGAGACACGUUGACAGAGGCAAGAAAAAGGCUAAGAAACAACGACAGAAAGCUAAAAAGACGGAAAGCCGAGUAUCGCACGAAGUGUUAAGUUUACGUGAAGAAGUACGUCGCGCGCAAGAAGCCUGUUGGGAAGCGCAAGGCGCGCACGCGAUGAACGCCGUGUUCGUACGGAACGCACGGGAUAGGUUGUAUCAGUUGCAGCGGGCGAAAAAUAAAUGUAAAAAAGUGAAAAUGAACGUCGCACAACAGGCUAAGCUAAAGGUUGCCAAUGAAGACUUGAUGACUAUGACAGGUCUCUUCCAUAACAGUGCUAAGGAGUUGGAAACAGUAAUGAAUCACUACUUUGAUCUCGGCUCGAGUCUGGAGCAAGCGGAGAGACAACUCUCGGAUGCGAGGGCCCUGCAGGGAUUCAAAGAUGUCGAGCAAAACCAUUUGAUAGUGAAAAUGAAGAUGGAGGAAGUUCGGAAGUUUCUUAAGGAAUUUAUGGAUAAGCAACUUAUAAGUAUAGGUCUUGUCCCAAAAUCACAGGAACCAACACAGAAUAUGGCGCAAGUCAUAAGAGUAGAGAAUGGGGCGAACAUACAACAAGACAUCAUGGAUGAUCACCAGGCUAAAGUCAUGGAAUUACUAGAAGAAGCGCAGCAAGCAAAGAAACAAGCGGAUAAGAAGCAAAGUUGGGAGCAAGCUAUUGCGCAUAUCAAUCAAUUAGCUAAGGGAAAGAAAAAACAGAAAGAAGCUCAGGCUCAGGCAAAGAAAGCCGAGGAAAAAAAACAAAAAAAGCAACAAAAGGAAGAGAUCAGAGAAGAAACUCCACCCCUAUCCAAAAAGCAGCGGAAAGUGUUAGCAAAACAACAAGCAGAAGAAGAAGAAAGAAAGAGACAGCAGGAACUUCUUCAACAGCAGGAGGCAAAGAAGAAGGCAGAGAAAAAGGAGCAGCAGAAACAAGAAACGAAAGACAAAAAGGAUAAGAAAACCGAGAAGAAAGAAGAGAAAAAGAAAAAGGAAGAGAAGAAGGAAGUAAAGAAAUUGGAAAAGGAGAAAAAGGAAACUAAACAGGAAAAAAUAGCACCAACAAUAAAGACAAAGCCCCAACAACAGCAACAACAAACACCCCAGAACACUAAGAAAGAGAAGAAGAAGGAACAGAUCCAGAAAGUCAUCAACAUAACUCCUGAUACUACUAUAGAAGUCGUUAAUAAUAAAAAGCCUGCAAGUACAAAUGAAAGUGAAAAGCCAUCGUCUUGUAGCAUCAUGGAGCAGCUCAGCAGCGGUGUACAGGUAGCCGAUCUACGUCUCCCUCCCGGAAUAACCUUGACUAGAGUACACCCAAAUGAGAAGAGAGAAACUCCCCCUAUUAAGUCUGUCCCUCUAUGGAAAUGUAACCAGCUACCGGCCACACCCACCCCUGUCGCGCGACCACCGCCUGUUAUUAAUGCCGAACCAUCUUUAAUGAUGUUCUCUACAGCACAGCCAGAACCGCCAAAAACAAUUAUAAUACCAGAGCAGCCGAAAUCCAAAAAGGCAAAGAAAAAAGCUAAGAAAGCCGCAGAGGAGACCAAAGAGCCCAAAAUGGUUACGCUCCGCAACCCAAUGUUCCAUCCGAACCUGCCCCCUGUCCAAAUAACUGCCCCACCAAAGAAUGACAUUCGCAUUCCGGACCCCAUCCCGAUGCCCCCCACUCCGUGCCAAGCGACAAUCACCCCAACGUCUAACGGAAUGUAUACCAUUCGGAACCCGUUAAUGUCCAUGAUGCACCAGCAGAGCCUGAUGACGCCACCCGCCAACCAAAAUUAUACGCCGUACCCGACGUACGUGGUGGACAAUCAGAAAGAGGAAUUCCCCAACCGGCUGAUCAAUUUGGCCUCUUUCACGCAGAAGAAUGAUGACGGAUAUUCCCUGUUUCAAACGAACGACGAUACGCAACAGAAAAGUUUUUUAGCUCCCGAUUUUUAUGAGCCGAAAGUAUCUCCGAAUCCGAUUGGUACCAGACCUAACGACUCGUUAUUUGCUAAUCCGAUACCGGAACCCAUUGGGACGCCUUUGAAGCGAGAAGAGGAAAAGCAAGAAUACAGUAUUUACACUCCAUUCGGCCAAGAAGAUAGAAAUGUGUUCAGAAACGCUUUGUUCAGUGAUAAAAAAGAGGAGUUGUCUAACGGCGAUCAAUUGCCAUAUUUCCAAAGGCUAAGAGCUGGAUCGCAGCUGAACAAUGAAGUUAGCAUACAUUACGUAUCGGAUUCCAAGUUUUACAAGGGGCAGGAGCGCUACCCUGAAAUGCCCUGUCAACAAGACGGGCGUCAGUCAGUCUUCUCCCAUGGGUGGCCGGAUCCGCAACAAUACCACACAAGCAUGCAAUCUUCAACGAGUUCUAUGACGUGUGAAUCUGCCUGUGAGUCGGGUGGGGCGUCGCCGCCUGACCAGCAUGUGCCCAUCACACAUCCGCCCGAAACGAGUGUAUUCCUGCCGUCGAAUACGAAUUUAUCGUCGCUCGAAGUCACAGAUCGAGAGAUCGAGUCGUUCAAACGAUUCGAUUAUUUUUUCGAGCCGCCGCAACACAAGCCGAAAGUGCAAUUGGAUGUUAGGGAUAUCGCGGCUGCGUUGCGACAGAAUCAUAAAUAAUUGGAGUAAACAUAUCUAUGUGCUGAGAACGUUUAUGUACUUAUAUUAAGCAUUGUUAUCUAAGGUAUAAUUCAAACUCGAGACUUAGCGCGGGACUCCCGCAUGUCAAACACAAAAUAUGUUUAACAUACGGGAGUACUUAUUCACACUCAGUUUCGCUGAAUUGUACCCUAGGUGCUGUGGUAAAAAUUAUAUUUACCGGAAUAAUACUCCAGGCAUCAUGUGCACUAAUCUGUAAAUUUCACGUUUUUGUCUACAAGUGUGAAAUUUACCGAUUUACUGAAGUCAUAGACAAACAAGAACUGGGAUAGAUAUAUAAAAAUAGGUGCAUAUUCUAAAACGUAUCAAGUCACAAUGUCGACUUGAGCGCUGUCAAAUAUGUCAGACUUCAUAAAAACAUUGUGGUUUGACAGCUCUUAACUAGAUUUAAGUUUGAUUGACGUUAAAGAAUAUGGGCCUAAGUGCUCGAUCAUUGAGUGGCAUUAUUUGUUUUUGUCGAUACAUUAUAUUUUAACUACAUCAGUCAUUAAAUACAGAUGUUUUUGUUUACGUCGUCGCCUCAAGGAGGUAUAAAAUGUAUCGCCGUGAAUAGAGUUGAGAAAUUGGUAUAAAUACCAGAUUUUAAAACACAAAUAAGACAUCUUUGUUGUAUAUAAAAGGCUUUAUAUCAUAACUAUGACGAUAUAAAUAUAUAGAUAAUGGUUCUCUAGGAAAAUAGAGAUAACAUCUUACAAAGAGACAAUCUGCUUGUGCAGUCUUUUGCCAUGAACAAAGGAAGAUGCAUUACUUUGAUUUUUUUUUAUUUAAGUAGUUUACAAGAAAUUAAAGUAAUUAUCUUUUUAGUGUUCAUGGGUAAUUAGUGACGUUAUAAUAUGGUUUCGUAUAGAAACUUUAACGGUUUUGACAAGUAAAAUAUGACAUUCAAAGAUAUGACAGUGACGUUUUAAAUUGGAGCAAAGAUGAAACUAUUAAAUAUGCAUCUGUUUCAUUCUCUAGAGGCAUGUUAGGAUUUAAAUGCUCAAACUAUUUCGUCGCUAUAUUUUACUUUCUACACUUGCUAUAAGUCUGCUAGAGACAGUCUGAUCUUUGCUCCGUUUAAACUGUCUAAUAUAGACAAAUACAUAUAUUUAAAAAGGAUAUUUCAAAGAUUUUUGCUUGACUCUUUAUUUGGCGAUUAUUUGAAAACACGGCCCUCUUGGGCUAUGAAUGUUCUUUAGAGCAGGGAAUUGUCAACAAAAAAUGCAAUUCUUGGCAAACACAGUCCUCGAUUAGUGAACUAAUUAAUAUAUAAUUAAAUCAUUUAGUAUCUCUGUGUAUCACGAUACGGGCGGGACACGUCACGAGUGUACGUGCGAAUGACAGCUGUCAUAAUGACAUUUUCGUGAGCAUACUCGUGGCGCGGAACUGCCCAAGGUCACGCUGAUGGUUGUAAGGUAUUUUAAGUGAAAUGUAUAUUAUUAGAAUCGUUUGUAGUGUUUAUUUUAAUCUUGAAAUAAAUACACGUUUAUAAGCUGUG
Molecule: messenger RNA, 10535 nt
Organism: Pieris brassicae (large cabbage white)
Lineage: Eukaryota; Metazoa; Arthropoda; Insecta; Lepidoptera; Pieridae
Exons: 48
Coding region: 194-9019 (2941 amino acids)
Source: RefSeq, a predicted model, not a curated record